This is a messenger RNA of Coregonus sp. 'balchen', 19411 nucleotides long. The record is from the annotation of a GenBank genome assembly. NCBI's taxonomy places the organism in Eukaryota, Metazoa, Chordata, Actinopteri, Salmoniformes, Salmonidae.
GAGGAGGAGGGGCAUGGGGAGGAGGAAAACGGCAGGAUCGCGCCGGUUGGCCGAGCUGACUCCUGUAUGGCCCACACCCCUGUGAGGUCACUGGAGUAAGUCAUCUCAGAAAGAGUAUUCCCUUUAUAGUGCACCACUUUUGACCAGAGCCCUAUGGAUCCUGGUCAGAAGUAGUGCACUAUAUAGGGAAUAGGGUGCCAUUUGGGGCAGAACCAGAGCUCUCUUGUCUGCUUCUCUCUCAACGUAACUACCUCUCUGAUCACCUGACGUUGAUCCCUAACAAGUACAGGAAUAACAUUCACCUGUAGCAGGAGAAUAUUAGUAUUUACAUUUUAGUCAUUUAGCAGACGCUCUUAUCCAGAGCGACUUAGUGAGUGCAUACAUUUUUUAUUUAUUUAUUUAUUUAAUUUUUCUCCAUACUACCAGUUAGUACCAGUUAACUAACUAGAUUUAGGCCAAGAAAUAAUGCAUUCCACAGGUUUGGAGAAAAUCUUUUUAAACCCCUGGCUAAUGUUCUUUUAAGGAACUCAAACAUAAACAUCAUCAUAACCAUCAAAUGUACCCAUGUACUGAUCCAUUGUCCUGGGGAUAUUAAUAACACUCUGUUUUCUAACUGUCAUCUCUCUUGCAUGCCAUCAGUCUAAUCUGCAGGUACAGUAUGGUAUUGAUAUUAUUUCACCCAAUAAGAAAGGCGUCCUCACCUCCCAAUAGAAUACAAUUAUGUUUUUAUGCAUAUAACCUUUAUCCUAAAGGUAAUAGAAACAUGUAUACAAAGCACCAACCUAUGGAAACUCAAGGGGUUAGAGGUCAAAGAAUACAAGAACAACACUAUUUUUUUAAAAGGAAUUUGAUACAGUUAACUGUACAAUUUAGGCUUAUUUACAAGAACAACACAAUUUUUUUAAAGGAAUUUGAUACAGUUCACUUGUCUCCGAUUUCCCAAUAAAAAUCCUAUCUGAAAGACUAUCUGAAGGUCUAGACAUAAAUAUGUAAAGAUAUGAUAUGUAUAACUAUGUAUACAUAGUAUACAGUGGGGAGAACAAGUAUUUGAUACACUGCCGAUUUUGCAGGUUUUCCUACUUACAAAGCAUGUAGAGGUCUCUAAUUUUUAUCCAAAAUCCAGAAAAUCACAUUGUAUGAUUUUUAAGUAAUUAAUUUGCAUUUUAUUGCAUGACAUAAGUAUUUGAUACAUCAGAAAAGCAGAACUUAAUAUUUGGUACAGAAACAUACGUUUCCUGUAGGUCUUGACCAGAUUUGCACACACUGCAGCAGGGAUUUUGGCCCACUCCUCCAUACAGACCUUCUCCAGAUCCUUCAGGUUUCGGGGAUGUCGCUGGGCAAUACGGACUUUCAGCUCCCUCCAAAGAUUUUCUAUCGGGUUCAGGUCUGGAGACUGGCUAGGCCACUCCAGGACCUUGAGAUGCUUCUUACGGAGCCACUCCUUAGUUGCCCUGGCUGUGUGUUUCGGGUCGUUGUCAUGCUGGAAGACCCAGCCACAACCCAUCUUCAAUGCUCUUACUGAGGGAAGGAGGUUGUUGGCCAAGAUCUCGUGAUACAUGGCCCCAUCCAUCCUCCCCUCAAUACGGUGCAGUCGUCCUGUCCACUUAGCAGAAAAGCAUCCCCAAAGAAUGAUGUUUCCACCUCCAUGCUUCACGGUUGGGAUGGUGUUCUUGGGGUUGUACUCAUCCUUCUUCUUCCUCCAAACACGGCGAGUGGAGUUUAGACCAAAAAGCUCUAUUUUUGUCUCAUCAGACCACAUGACCUUCUCCCAUUCUUCCUCUGGAUCAUCCAGAUGGUCAUUGGCAAACUUCAGACGGGCCUGGACAUGCGCUGGCUUGAGCAGGGGGACCUUGCGUGCGCUGCAGGAUUUUAAUCCAUGACGGCGUAGUGUGUUACUAAUGGUUUUCUUUGAGACUGUGGUCCUAGCUCUCUUCAGGUCAUUGACCAGGUCCUGCCGUGUAGUUCUGGGCUGAUCCCUCACCUUCCUCAUGAUCAUUGAUGCCCCACGAGGUGAGAUCUUGCAUGGAGCCCCAGACCGAGGGUGAUUGACCAUCAUCUUGAACUUCUUCCAUUUUCUAAUAAUUGCGCCAACAGUUGUUGCCUUCUCACCAAGCUGCUUGCCUAUUGUCCUGUAGCCCAUCCCAGCCUUGUGCAGGUCUACAGUUUUAUCCCUGAUGUCCUUACACAGCUCUCUGGUCUUGGCCAUUGUGGAGAGGUUGGAGUCUGUUUGAUUGAGUGUGUGGACAGGUGUCUUUUAUACAGGUAACGAGUUCAAACAGGUGCAGUUAAUACAGGUAAUGAGUCGAGAACAUGAGGGCUUCUUAAAGAAAAACUAACAGGUCUGUGAGAGGCCUGAAUUCUUACUGGUUGGUAGGUGAUCAAAUACUUAUGUCAUGCAAUAAAAUGCAAAUUAAUUACUUCAAAAUCAUACAAUGUGAUUUUCUGGAUUUUUGUUUUAGAUUCCGUCUCUCACAUUUGAAGUGUACCUAUGAUACAAAUUACAGACCUCUACAUGCUUUGUAAGUAGGAAAACCUGCAAAAUCGGCAGUGUAUUAAAUACUUGUUCUCCCCACUGUACAUGGAAACCUCCCUUGACACUCCUUAGAACUGGGUUCUGAAUUAUGCGUUUCUGUCACCUGGGAUGUUGGGAGAAGCCAAACCCUGGCGUGACGCUCAUCCCUAGUGUUUUUAUUCAUUUCUGCCUGCUCUAUUUGUUGUGGUUUUCCUCCCCUUCCUGAUUUCCAUGUGGUUUCACCCUCUCACCCCCCCCCCCCCCCCCCCCCCCCAUCCAUAAUUGUCUCACAGUGACAUUGUAAAGCUGGUAGAAGUAUCCAAUGACGGCGGGCCCUUGGGGAUCCAUGUAGUACCUUUCAGUGCCCAGGACCGCAGGUAAAGCCCUCCCACCACUGGACAGACAGGCAGCAGGCUAUCUACACUACGCAGGCAUAACACUGCCAUGAUUAGUGAGGGAGGGGGGGAGUAGAGAGCGAGAGGGAAGCAGGGGGGAGAGAGAGCGAGGGGGAGGGAGAGAGAGAACGCUUAGUCCGCUAUGGCACCUGCAUCCUCAUGUGCCCCAGUACAACACACACACAUGGACCUACACCACAUACGUGUCAUGCUCACGUCAUGAAGUAAUUAGCUAGUUUACAGUGAUCAUGAUUGUUCAGUGUUUGCAGGUGACUGUCAUUUUCCUCCGUGACUCCUGUCUGAAGUAUUUUACAUGAUGUAAAGGUUGUACUGAGCAGUCCAUAUACACAUUUACAGUCCACACACGUCUCCGUUAGAUGUAAUGGAAUAAUUGAUUUAAUGGUCCAGCUCUUUCACAUAUGUCCACUAGCACAGACCUAGGAUUACAAUUCCUAGCCUGAUCCCAGAUCUGUUUGCUAUCAUGUCAACUCCUUGUCAUGCCAAACAAGACAAGGUGUGGCAAGGAAUGUCAUGAUGGCACAAACAGACUGGUACCCAGGCUAGCUUAUUCCCUACUGAUUCAGAGGAUCUUCCAACCAGAAGUUCUGGAAAAGCUGACCUACUCUGUAUUCAGUAUUUCAGUGAAGUCAGCAUUGUUUAGCAGUCAGGAAGCCUGAGGAGCUUUACUGCUGUAUGGAGGAUUACUGCUUUCUCUGACAGCCGUCACAGCUGAAGGCUUCCCAAACUCAAAUGUGAUGGAGCAGCAUUUCUCGAAUUCCUACAUGUUACUGUAUAUUUGACCAUUUUCCCUGUCAAAAUGCUAAUGUUCGCAUUUGUUUUGCAUAAGGCAGUUCAGUCAGGAGCUAAACUUGGCAUUCGGGUAGGGGAAAAAACAAGCACACCUAGCUACAGCAAUUAGACCUAUGCACACACGUACUGUUUUGGAAGGCAGAAGCCACCUAAAUUAGUACUGACAAACAUAACGCCAUCCAAAUUAAUAAUAAUUGAUUGGAUUUAUGUAACGCAUUUCUACCAACUGCGCUUUACAUAGUAAGGGGGAAACUCGCCUCAUCCAUCACCAAUGUGUAGCACCCACAUGGGUGAUGCACGGCGACCACUUGUGUGCCAGAACGCUCACCACACAUCAGCUAUCAGGUGGAGAGGUGAGGAGUGACAUAUGCCAAUUAGGAAUGAGGGGGAUGAUUAGGUGGCCAUGAUGGAAUGGGACCAGGUUGGGAAUUUAGCCAUGGCAAACACAAGUCUCAUAUCUCACAUCCACUUUUCACUUUGCCGUGAAUUAAAACCAUACACCCAAUCUGUGUUAGCCUGUGAACUGAGUGAGGACGCAGAUGACAUGGAGGACGUUUUGCUUAUCUCUUAGUCAUGAGCCUAUGGCCGUAUCCCAAAUGGCACCCUAUUCCCUAUAUAGUGCAUACAUAGGCAAUAGAGUGGCAUUUGCGACACACCUUAUUCAUGUAGAGCCUAGGUGUUUGCUGGAGCUUCAGUAGUCCUCCCCUUUCCAGGCCUGCUCUGAGUCUACCCCAACAAACAUAUUGAACCCUGAGGCCUCUUCCACAGCUGCCAGCCGUAUUACCAACGUCUGCUUCUGAAUGUUUCCAGGACUCUCGGCCUGUUGGUCAAGCGCCUGGAGAGGGGAGGCAAGGCGGAGCAGCAGGGUCUGUUUCCAGGAGAACGACUGCAUCGUGCGCAUUAAUAACGGAGACCUGCGAAACAUCCGCUUCGAACAGUAAGACACCUGUACCUACCGACCGGGACCACCAGUCCUGAGCCCCCCUCCGCUCCCUGCCAGCCCUCCCUUCCUUCCUCUCCACGGCCAUGUCUUCUAACCAAAGCAUGGCCUCUGCUGCCGCCGCUGUCUGUUGCUAAGCUAACCCCAUUCCUGUUUGACUCCUAGGUCGAUCUUACUGUAAGGUCUUGGUAAAAGGGAGGCUGCCUGCCAUUCCUCUCAGCCUCUGUCCUCUCCAUACUUGCAGACCUUUAUAUACCUCUGUAUCUAGCAGCUCCAUCUGUUGCUACUGAAUGCUAACCACUCCGUAUUUGACUCCUAGGUCAAACCUACCUCUGCUUAACCUGCUUAGCUUCUGAUUUUCAGUGCAUCCCCCGCCUUGAUCUGUCUCUCUCUCCCUCAGCUCCUCAGUCUGAGCAGAUCCUAACAGCCUAGCUUACUGCUGCUGCCUCCCAUCAUUCUCUGCUGCAGAUACUGUUCCAUAGAAAUAGAAUGUUGACUUCCUGCUUCAUUCCUAUUUUGUACACUCAAAAUGGCUGCCAGUCUACCCAUUAUGGCGUCAUUGACUUGACUGGAGAAGGCCAUUCUAUUCAUUCUAGUUUUGUGUUGUACGCUGCCUGCAUGCCAUUCUAGAAUCCAGCUAUAGCUUCUGAAUACAAUGUUAUGUUACAUCCCUCAUCAUGCUUUAUGUAAUGUUCUGUAUAAUGUUUAUGUCAGCAUAAACGGGCUGCUCCAGUUUUCAUGCUUUUCAGAAGCAUUAACACUAGUGUACUGUGUAAAACCAGCUGUCAUUUGUUUUGUGUGCACACAUACUCACACACACUCACAAUAACCUACGGCUAUUAUGUAGCCUAGUGGUUGAACAGGACUCCUGCGGGUAUUGCGGGUCCUGCGGGAUUCUGGUAGGAAUGGGAGUCAAGUUCUAGAGUCAAGUUCGGGACAGGAUCAACAGUCUACAGGAACGGGCAGUACAGGAAUAUGUUUUUGGGCGGAAAUAUGUAAUGUGUGGAGCAUUUCGUAAAAACAACUGUGUAGGCUAGGCCUAAUGUAGUUUACUUAAUAAAAAUAAAUACAAAAAUAUAUGUUCAUUUCCCCCUUCUUCUUCCGUCGGAUCACUCUCACGCCUCGCUCCAGUAGUACAUGGCUUGUAAAAAAUCAAACAGGCUACCAACUGGAGAGUGGGACAAGGGGCCUGAAGCGGCAUAGCUGCUCUACUCACUUUACCUUCAAGCCCAAUUGUUUGCGUAUUUAGCUAAACCCGUGCAAUCUGAGGUGAAGAGUGAAAUAAAAUAAAAUCAAAUUUUAUUGGUCACAUGCGCCGAAUACAACAGGUGCAGACAUUACAGUGAAAUGCUUACUUACAGCCCUUAACCAACAGUGCAUUUAUUUAAAACAAAAAAAAGUAAGAAUAAAACAACAACAAAAAAAGUGUUGAGAAAAAAAAGAGCAGAAGUAAAAUAAAGUGACAGUAGGGAGGCUAUAUAUACAGGGGGGUACCGUUGCAGAGUCAAUGUGCGGGGGCACCGGCUAGGUGAGGUUGUUGAGGUAAUAUGUACAUGUGGGUAGAGUUAAAGUGACUAUGCAUAAAUACUUAACAGAGUAGCAGCAGCGUAAAAAGGAUGGGGUGGGGGGGCAGUGCAAAUAGUCCGGGUAGCCAUGAUUAGCUGUUCAGGUGUCUUAUGGCUUGGGGGUAGAAGCUGUUGAGAAGUCUUUUGGACCUAGACUUGGCACUCCGGUACCCGCUUGCCGUGCGGUAGCAGAGAGAACAGUCUAUGACUAGGGUGGCUGGAGUCUUUGACAAUUUUGAGGGCCUUCCUCUGACACCGCCUGGUAUAGAGGUCCUGGAUGGCAGGAAGCUUUGCCCCAGUGAUGUACUGGGCCGUACGCACUACCCUCUGUAGUGCCUUGCGGUCGGAGGCCAAGCAGUUGCCAUACCAGGCGGUGAUGCAACCAGUCAGGAUGCUCUCGAUGGUGCAGCUGUAGAAUAUUUUGAGGAUCUGAGGACCCAUGCCAAAUCUUUUUAGUCUCCUGAGGGGGAAUAGGCUUUGUCGUGCCCUCUUCACGACUGUCUUGGUGUGUUUGGACCAUGAUAGUUCGUUGGUGAUGUGGACACCAAGGAACUUGAAGCUCUCAACCUGUUCCACUACAGCCCCGUCGAUGAGAAUGGGGGCGUGCUCAGUCCUAUUUUUUUUCCUGUAGUCCACAAUCAUCUCCUUUGUCUUGGUCACGUUGAGGGAGAGGUUGUUGUCCUGGCACCACACGGCCAGGUCUCUGACGACCUCCCUAUAGGCUGUCUCAUCGUUGUCGGUGAUCAGGCCUACCACUGUUGUGUCGUCGGCAAACUUAAUGAUGGUGUUGGAGUCGUGCCUGGCCAUGCAGUCAUGGGUGAACAGAGAGUACAGGAGGGGACUGAGCACGCACCCCUGAGGGGCCCCCGUGUUGAGGAUCAGUGUGGCAGAUGUGUUGUUACCUACCCUUACCACCUGGGGGUGGCCCGUCAGGAAGUCCAGGAUCCAGUUGCAGAGGGAGGUGUUUAGUCCCAGGAUCCUUAGCUUAGUGAUGAGCUUAGAGGGCACUAUGGUGUUGAAUGCUGAGCUGUAGUCGAUGAAUAGCAUUCUCACGUAGGUGUUCCUCUUGUCCAGGUGGGAAAGGGCAGUGUGGAGUGCGAUAGAGAUUGCAUCAUCUGUGGAUCUGUUGGGGCGGUAUGCAAAUUGGAGUGGGUCUAGGGUUUCUGGGAUAAUGCUGUUGAUGUGAGCCAUGACCAGCCUUUCAAAGCACUUCAUGGCUACAGACGUCAGUGCUACGGGUCGGUAGUCAUUUAGGCAGGUUAUCUUAGAGUCCUUGGGCACGGGGACUAUGGUGGUCUGCUUGAAACAUGUUGGUAUUACAGACUCCGUCAGGGACAUGUUGAAAAUGUCAGUGAAGACACUUGCCAGUUGGUCAGCACAUGCUCGGAGUACACGUCCUGGUAAUCCGUCUGGCCCUGCGGCCUUGUGAAUGUUGACCUGCUUAAAAGUCUUACUCACAUCGGCUACGGAGAGCGUGAUCACAUAGUCAUCCGGAACAGCUGGUGCUCUCAUGCAUGCUUCAGUGUUGCUUGCCUCGAAGCGAGCAUAGAAGUGGUUUAGCUCGUCUGGUAGGCUUGUGUCACUGGGCAGCUCGCGGCUGUGCUUCCCUUUGUAGUCUGUAAUAGUUUUCAAGCCCUACCACAUCCGACAAGCAUCAGAGCCAGUGUAGUAUGAUUCAAUCUUAGACCUGUAUUGACUCUUUGCCUGUUUGAUGGUUCGUCGGAGGUCAUAGCGGGAUUUCUUAUAAGCGUCCGGGUUAGAGUCCCGUUCCUUGAAAGCGGCAGCUCUACCCUUUAGCUCAGUGCGGAUGUUUCCUGUAAUCCAUGGCUUCUGGUUGGGGUAUGUACGUACGGUCACUGUGGGGACGACAUCAUUGAUGCACUUAUUGAUGAAGCCAGUGACUGAUGUGGUGUACUCCUCAAUGCUGUCUGAAGAAUCCCGGAACAUGUUCCAGUCUGUGCUAGCGAACCACUUUUUUAUUAACCGAAUCACUGGUGCUUCCUGCUUCAGUUUUUGCUUAUAAGCAGGAAUCAGGAGGAUAGAGUUAUGGUCAGAUUUGCCAAAUGGAGGGCGAGGGAGAGCUUUGUAUGCGUCUCUGUGUGUGGAGUAAAGGUGGUCUAGAGUUUUUUUUCCCUCUGGUUGCACAUUUAACAUGCUGGUAGAAAUUAGGUAGAACGGAUUUAAGUUUCCCUGCAUUAAAGUCCCCGGCUACUAGGAGCGCUGCAUCUGGAUGAGCGUUUUCCUGUUGAUUAAUGGCCUUGUACAACUCAUUCAGUGCAAUCUUAAUGCCAGCAUUGGUUUGUGGUGGUAAAUAGACAGCUAUGAAAAAUAUAGAUGAAAACUCUCUUGGUAAAUAGUGUGGUCUACAGCUUAUCAUAAGAUACUCUACCUCAGGCGAGCAAAACCUCGAGACUUCCUUAGUAUUUGAUUUUGUGCACCAGCUGUUGUUUACAAAUAUACACAGACCGCCACCCCUUGUCUUACCGAAAUAUAUUUACUUAUGCAAUACUGCCACUCAGGUUAUUAAAAAAAUAUAUGUAUAUGUUAAUGUGUUGUAAAUGUUCAUAUGUGCACAAUGCUCAGCUGUAGGCUACAGAUUUAUAUCGGUGCUGUUAUGUACAGACCAUCCUGCAGAGGUCUCUGUCCUCAUCCUUCAGCCUUAAUCGGUACACAUUUAGGUAAUUUAUAAUUCGCUCUUAUCCAUAGCUACUUAGGCCUACAGUCAGUGCAUUUAACUAAAAUAGGUAAGACAACCACAUAUCACUGUCGCAUUAAAUUAUUUUAAUUACUUCCUAAAUAAACACAAAAGCCUAUAUUUCUGCUCGCAAAAAUGAGCAUGGGACAGUAACCUCUAAUGUAGCCCUCCCACCCCUUCCUCAGAUAUCUUGGAGAAGCUUUUCUGCCAUUUUAGCAUGUGUGAAAACCCUGUCUGUUUUGAUAUAUUUAAUUCAACCACAGUAAGUUGGGAAUCAGAUUACAGCUUGUCUUGGACUUGAUAUAGCCUGAAAUUGGGAAGUCUGUUGCCAUUGGGAAUAUUAUUAGUGGCUGGGAAUACGGCUAGGAAUUUUGGCAAGUAAUUACAGGGUCGUUAUGAUGUCUGUUCAGCUGUUUUUAGAGAGAGGAUUUGUCUAUGUCUGCAUCCCAAAUGGCACCCUAUUCCCUAUGUUGCACUACUUUUGAUCAGAGCCCUAUAGUCCCUGGGGAAAAGUAGUGCACUAUAUAGGGAAUAGGAUGCCAUUUGUGACGCAUCCGAGAUGUCUAGCAAAGUCAGCUUUAAUGUACUGUAACAGGUGUGGCUAACAAGAUUACUGCUAUGGCAAGAUGACACUCACUAGAUAGUUUCAGUUCACAUCUACAUUACCUAUUGUUGAAGGGGUUUAAAAAGAUUUUUCUCCAAACGUGCUUUAGAAAACCCAUUCCUUUCAUCUGUAGCCAAAUGAGGGGUUACAUGAUAAAACUGGCAAGCCUAUUCUAAGCAUUCUUACUUUCUACAAGCUUUAAUCACUGUGCUGUGCAGGUGGCCUACCAGUAGUGUUGAAAACCACCACUAAUGUAGUGUGUAACGUGUGGGUGUGUCCUGAAUUGGCACCAUAUUAUUUUUUAUAGUGCACUACUUUUGACUGGAGCCUUAUGGGCCCAUUAUAGAGGCCAUUUAGGACACACUCCUCCUGUGCCAUUUGAGAUGCAGACUAUGUUGGGUCCAACAUUUCUGUGUUGACAGUUGUUUUGGUUCUCCCUCCUUCCUGUCCUCAGAGCCCAGAACAUGUUCCGCCAGGCCAUGCGUUCCCCGGUCAUCAUGUUCCAUGUGGUUCCCAACCUGAUGAAGGCCCAGUACGAGCAGCUGUCACACAAUGAGAGGAACCCCAACGUGGCCUACUCCUCUGGACGCUUCAGUCCCGACUCCCUAGCCAGCGAGCGAGGCAUCACCACCUCAGGCCUGGACCACACACCACAGGUGUUUAUACGUUUUUCUAUAUUGUCUGUCGUUGCUUUUAUGAUGCAAGGCAAAUUUCUGUUAAAACUGAUAAUAAAAUGCUGUCUUAUCUUAUAUCACAGAGGAUGUCCCGUGGUCCCCACCCUCACCCCGAGCAGGGCAACGCCUACACCUCUCUACCUCACCUCCAUGGGGGCUCCAUGGGCAAGCCCCCAUUAGGCCACGCCCCUCCAGGCCGCACCCCCUCCCCUCACAGGGUGCUAAACUCCACCCCCACGGCGGGCUUCACCAAAAAGGUCGGCAGGAGACUGAACAUCCAGCUCAAAAAAGGUCAGACAGCACACAUAUACACCUACAAAUCAGCAUCUGUUUAACCUCAGUAGGCCCAAAGUUCACAAGGUCAGGAAUACCUCCUGGUCCUACAUAUUAAUUGGUCUGAAUCCAUCCUUCAGAGACAUGGUUCUCUGAUUGGACCUUACAGAGAAAGCAUAGCUCUAAUCCUCUCCAGCCCAUCUAAUCCUGGCCAGGGGUCUAAGAAAAUUGCCUUAAGGCGUCAGCAUGCGUCAUUUCGGCUGGCGCCUAGCCGAACCGAACGAGUGUGCUUGCAUAUACUUCCUUAAAAUAAGUACUGUUUGUCCAUUUUGAGAUGCCGUAGCCAGUAUACACUUCCUCAAAAUAGUCAGAAUGAAUCUAAGAUAACUCAAGAUGUCUGUUAAUUUUGACGUUUUUGCCAAAGAGAUCUUAGUCACGCAAUUGUACAUCUAACUAAGAUGUUUGGUGCGGUAUUUUUCUAUGAAAAAAUGUGCAUGAAAACGAGUCGUCUCUCGUUGAAUGACAACAAAGAUUUUAUUGAAGAAUCCCUACUGUUGACCAAUUACUGACAAAGGGGCGUAGACUUCGGAUCCGAACUUUGGCUUCGCCUACAGAAAAAAAAUUGUGUGCCCGAACAACCGAAAAACUAACAAAACUAACAAAAACGUCACAAUAUCUAUAUAAUAUAUGCACGAACUCUACCGAACUGUUUGGGCUAGAAACACUGCACCAAAUCCCCUCGUUUCAGACUCCUAAUUAUCCUUCUGAAGACUCUAGCCUCUUCCAUGCCAGUCGGAAGAACUUAGGUGUUUUAUCUCUGAACACUCAAAAGUCAAAUUAUAAAAUACAACAACUCUAAUAAAAUAAAACAUUAUAAAAAGAAGUGUACAAGAUAAGCCAAGACAUACAUUAAAAAAAUAUUCCCAAUAAGUAAUGAAAUAAGUUAAAUUAAAUACCCCCACCCCCAAAAUACAAUUGCACACCCCAAAAAAAGAACAACAAAUGCCGGUAUAAAGUGCAGUUUGCCAGGAUGACAAAGACGGUAAUUGUGGUAGUACCAGUUUCAAGCAGGGCUGCUUUUUAGGCAUUAGGCUACUUGGAGGUGAAACUAUGAGAAAUCAAGGGGCCUAGCAUUGGGAAUUUGACAACAAGCUUUAGUUCAUUUCUUAAAUUAUAGCAGUAAAAACAGUUAAUUAUUCAUCAUUGUUUUUGUUUAUUUUAUUAGGUGUAUGAUACUUUUUAUACGUUUUUUGUAUACGUUUUUUAUAUGGAACUUUGCAUUGUACUGUGAAACUGUAGGUGUUAAAAUCCCAUUUGUCAACCAGCCUUUUUAGCUUGCCCUUUAAUCAAUGAUGCCUUUGGGUUUUGAUAUAUUUUAUUGCCGUGCUUGUUUUUUCAUUUUAUUGUUUUAAGUGUGUUGCUAUUUUAAAUACACUUCAAAUAAAGUUUGAAUUCAAGUUUGAUAUUGGAUCUUUAAUUGACGAUUGUAUGAGUAUAGACUCCAUUAACUAUAUAGUCUGUCAUUCUUCAUAAGAUGUUUUUAGAACUAGGUUAUAGGCCUACUAAAUAAAUGUUUGCCGUAGGUUGCCUGCUGAACUGGGGUGUGAUAUGAGGACAGUAGACAAGGUGUUAGGGGCUAUUCGCGUAAAUAUUUAGUGUAAAGAUCCAUGACCUUCUAGAGCCAACUAAUCAGGACUGGUCAAACUCUGACUUCUCAGUAAUGAGCUUCUACUUAUUAUCAUUAAAGGUAUUCUGACUUACAUGUACACACUUGGAAACAGGCCAUUUUACGCAGUGUUACUUUCCCUCAGUCUAAGAAUUUAGCCUCUUAGACUCUAGAAACAAAAUGCUUUGUUUAGGUUUGUGUGAUGAAGUUGGAUAAAUAAAUACUUGUUCUGUUUAGGAGGAACAUAGCAAAUGGUUUAGGUGGAAAGAUAUAAUUAUUAUAGUAGCUUCCAAAUAAACAAAUGCCAGUCUCAACUGAAGAGAUGCACACAUCAGAAAUUUGAUGUAGCCUUGAAUAAAGAUGGCCAAACGGCCUCCCACUUUUGCCUGAAGGGGUGGAUAGAAAAUGGGUUGCAGAUUCAGAUUGAGCCAUGAAUUCCUAAUGAAACACAUCUCAGGGGUGUAUGUAGUGACUGACAGCUGGACAGAGUUGACACAGCACAGGCCUCUGCCAUAGGAGACACACAUACCAGUCUGCCAUAAGGACCAGGUGUGUGUGCCUGCCAGGUCUGGGGGGCCAGAGGGCUUGUUGCUAAGCAGCCACUCGUCUGUGUAGUGUGCCCACUCCAUAUGGCACACCAGCCCUGUGUUGGGAUCUCGCCACUGUCCUGGACUCCUGGCCUGGAACCAAGCCAGAGUACUGAAAGGCCAGGUAUCAUGGAUGCAUCCCAAACGGCACCCUAUUCGCUAUUUUAUAAUGCACUGGUCAAGAUUAGUGCCCUAUAUAAGGAAUACUGUAGGGUGCCAUUUGGAAAGCAGCCCAUAACUCCCAACCUGGUUGGUUCCUGUUAAUAAGAUCCCCACUGACCACAUCCAGGUGUCUAUCAUUUUAUUGGGCUUUAGUUGGAGGCCUACAUAAACAUAGCGCUGUUAAUAAUAUCCACCAGUUACUGGAAGACAUUUCUCUUUCUACCAUUCCUUGUUUUUGUUUGUUUGCUUUGGUUGAAUGAGCACAGGAGUUGCAGAUUUAACAUUCAUUUAUGAGACUUCACCUGGCUUGUUUGUUACGUUUUGAGUGUAGACUAAACCUUAUUUGGAGGAUAGAUUUACUUGGUUUGUUUGCAUCGUAACUCAGACUCACUUACAAAACCCAAGCUGUAACCCAAUCAAUCUGGAAUUAAACUCUAUAAGACAUUGAGCAGGUCUUUCCUAAUCAAGCUAAUGUGUAUUUAAAGAUCCUGUGUACCAUAUGAAGUACGGCAAUGGUAAAGACAUUUACCGGUAAGUAUAAUACAUGCCCAUACUAUGGUGGGAAGUUGAUUGGCUUAUUGACAUGGAAGGGAUUUAGUGUUCUGAAACAGAAUCUUCUGAGCAUUCUGGAAUCCUCUGUUUACCGUACACAGCUCAAACAGCGGGAUUAGGCUUGGUAGACGUUCUACUAAGACAUUCUGAAUGUGGUGCCGUCUGGGAGAGGAGAGGUACGAUCCCCAUCCUCUACAGUCAGAUUCAGUCUGUCUCAUUAGGCCGGAAGGAUUCUGCAGGUCAACACUGCAUCUUGUCUCUUUUGUGUAUGGGUGGUCCUCUGUAGCUCAGCUGGUAGAGCACGGCGCUUGUAACGCCAAGGUAGUGGGUUCGAUCCCCGGGACCACCCAUACACAAAAAAAAAGAUUUAUGCACGCAUGACUGUAAGUCGCUUUGGAUAAAAGCGUCUGCUAAAUGGCAUAUUAUAUUAUAUUAUUAUUAUUGUCUCAACAUUCCAUACUAGCCGUCCAGAAUCUUUCCCGUGUUCCAUUUUCUUAUUGGAAUGCCUUUUUUGGUUUUCUAUGGCCAUUUGGACUAUACAGUGGGGAGAACAAGUAUUUGAUACACUGCAGAUUUUGCAGGUUUUCCUACUUACAAAGCAUGUAGAUGUCUGUAAUUUUUAUCAUAGGUACACUUCAACUGUGAGAGAUGGAAUCUAAAACAAAAAUCCAGAAAAUCACAUUGUAUGAUUUUUAAGUAAUUAAUUUGCAUUUUAUUGCAUGACAUAAGUAUUUGAUAAAUCAGAAAAGCAGAACUUAAUAUUUGGUACAGAAACCUUUGUUUGCAAUUACAGAGAUCAUAUGUUUCCUGUAGGUCUUGACCAUGUUUGCACACACUGCAGCAGGGAUUUUGGCCCACUCCUCCAUACAGACCUUCUCCAGAUCCUUCAGGUUUCGGGGCUGUCGCUGGGCAAUACAGACUUUCAGCUCCCUCCAAAGAUGUUCUAUCGGGUUCAGGUCUGGAGACUGGCUAGGCCACUCCAGGACCUUGAGAUGCUUCUUGUUUCGGGUCGUUGUCAUGCUGGAAGACCCAGCCACGACCCAUCUUCAAUGCUCUUACUGAGGGAAGGAGGUUGUUGGCCAAGAUCUCGCGAUACAUGGCCCCAUCCAUCCUCCCCUCAAUACGGUGCAGUCGUCCUGUCCUCUUUGCAGAAAAGCAUCCCCAAAGAAUUAUGUUUCCACCUCCAUGCUUCACGGUUGGGAUGGUGUUCUUGGGGUUGUACUCAUCCUUCUUCUUCCUCCAAACACGGCGAGUGGAGUUUAGACCAAAAAGCUCUAUUUUUGUCUCAUCAGACCACAUUACCUUCUCCCAUUCCUCCUCUGGAUCAUCAGACGAGCCUGGACAUGCGCUGGCUUGAGCAGGGGGACCUUGCGUGCGCUGCAGGAUUUUAAUCCAUGACGGCGUAGUGUGUUACUAAUGGUUUUCUUUGAGACUGUGGUCCCAGCUCUCUUCAGGUCAUUGACCAGGUCCUGCCGUGUAGUUCUGGGCUGAUCCCUCACCUUCCUCAUGAUCAUUGAUGCCCCACGAGGUGAGAUCUUGCAUGGAGCCCCAGACCGAGGGUGAUUGACCGUCAUCUUGAACAUCUUCCAUUUUCUAAUAAUUGCGGCAACAGUUGUUGCCUUCUCACCAAGCUGCUUGUCUAUUGUCCUGUAGCCCAUCCCAGCCUUGUGCAGGUCUACAAUUUUAUCCCUGAUGUCCUUACACAGCUCUCUGGUCUUGGCCAUUGUGGAGAGGUUGGAGUCUGUUUGAUUGAGUGUGUGGACAGGUGUCUUUUAUACAGGUAACGAGUUCAAACAGGUGCAGUUAAUACAGGUAAUGAGUGGAGAACAGGAGGGCUUCUUAAAGAAAAACUAACAGGUCUGUGAGAGCCGGAAUUCUUACUGGUUGGUAGGUGAUCAAAUACUUAUGUCAUGCAAUAAAAUGCAAAUGAAUUACCUAAAAAUCAUACAAUGUGAUUUUCUGGAUUUUUGUUUUAGAUUCCGUCUCUCACAGUUGAAGUGUACCUAUGAUAAAAAUGACAGACCUCUACAUGCUUUGUAAGUAGGAAAACCUGCAAAAUCGGCAGUGUAUCAAAUACUUGUUCUCCACACUGUAUGUCUUGUUGCUGUGUAUGUCCUAAUGUACCUGUGAUAUGAGGGCAAGUUCAAAUAUAGGCCUUCUCACACUUUUUCACACACAUCCAUCAGGUUCGGAGGGUCUGGGUUUCAGCAUAACAUCGCGUGACGUCCCCAUCGGCGGCUCGGCGCCCAUCUACGUGAAGAACAUCCUUCCCCGAGGAGCUGCCAUCCAGGACGGACACCUCAAGGCUGGGGACAGGCUGCUGGAGGUGAGACCCAAGAUGAAGGGAGUAACACUAACUGCCUGAUCACCCUUCCUAGAUCUCUGUUCGCAAUGGUUUAUGUUGUGUUGGCCUCAAAUACAGUCUGGCACAUACAGUGAGGGAAAAAAGUAUUUGAUCCCCUGCUGAUUUUGUACGUUUGCCCACUGACAAAGAAAUGAUCAGUCUAUAAUUCUAAUGGUAUGUUUAUUUGAACAGUGAGAGACAGAAUAACAACAAAAAAUCAAGAAAAAUGCAUGUAAAAAAUGUUAGAAAUUUAUUAGCAUUUUAAUGAGGGAAAUAAGUAUUUGACCCCCUCUCAAUCAGAAAGAUUUCUGGCUCCCAGGUGUCUUUUAUACAAGUAACGAGCUGAGAUUAGGAGCACACUCUUAAAGGGAGUGCUCCUAAUCUCAGCUUGUUACCUGUAUAAAAGACACCUGUCCACAGAAGCAAUCAAUCAGAUUCCAAACUCUCCACCAUGGAAGAGUAACACACUACGCCGUGAAGGACUGAAAUCCUGUAGCGCCCGCAAGGUCCCCCUGCUCAAGAAAGCACAUAUACAGGGCCGUCUGAAGUUUGCCAAUGAACAUCUGAAUGAUUCAGAGGAGAACUGGGUGAAAGUGUUGUGGUCAGAUGAGACCAAAAUCGAGCUCUUUGGCAUCAACCCAACUCACCGUGUUUGGAGGAGGAGGAAUGCUGACUAAAACCCCAAGAACACCAUCCCCACCCUCAAACAUGGAGGUGGAAACAUUAUGCUUUGGGGGUGUUUUUCUGCUAAGGGGACAGGACAACUUCACCGCAUCAAAGGGACGAUGGACGGGGCCAUGUACCGUCAAAUCUUGGGUGAGAACCUCCUUCCCUCAGCCAGGGCAUUGAAAAUGGGUCGUGGAUGGGUAUUCCAGCAUGACAAUGAUCUAAAACACACGGCCAAGGCAACAAAGGAGUGGCUCAAGAAGAAGCACAUUGAGGUCCUGGAGUGGCCUAGCCAGUCUCUAUACCUUAAUCCCAUAGAAAAUCUGUGGAGGGAGCAGAAGGUUCGAGUUGCUAAACGUCAGGCUCGAAACCUUAAUGACUUGGAGAAGAUCUGCAAAGAGGAGUGGGACAAAAUCCCUCCUGAGAUGUGUGCAAACCUGGUGGCCAACUACAAGAAACGUCUGACCUCUGUGAUUGCCAACAAGGGUUUUGCCACCAAGUACUAAGUCAUGUUUUGCAGAGGGGUCAAAUACUUAUUUCCCUCAUUAAAAUGCAAAUCAAUUCAUAACAUUUUUGACAUGUGUUUUUCUGGAUUUUUUUGUUGUUAUUCUGUCUCUCACUGUUCAAAUAAACCUACCAUUAAAAUUAUAGACUGAUCAUGUCUUUGUCAGUGGGCAAACAUACAAAAUCAGCAGGGGAUCAAAUACUUUUUUCCCUCACUGUAGACUUGUUAUUUAGGCUGUAAGGCUCAUAAUAGUGUCUUGGUGGGACCAAUUCAAGUGAAUGAUAGCAUAUGUGACCAACCGGCUCGAUUUGGUCUUAUGUAGCAACAUUUGAGAUUUUGUUUUUUACAUUGGAUAAAAGUAGAGACUCGGAGCUAGAAAAUUGUAUAUCAUACACUACAGUUGAGGAACAAUGGGAAAGUAAUUCUGCUUUGAAAAUUGAUCAACUUGUAACCUCACUUUUGAGAAAAUGGCCCUUGAAUGUUUUGGUACACCUACUGGAGAGAUCUUCUUUGUCUAUACCCAUUCAGAAUCGUUCACACCCUCUUAAGCUUUAGCCCCACCCACCUCUUUUAAGGAUUCACAUGUGAGGCCAUGUACUAAACAACCAAAGAUUUCAAGACUAAAUGCUGGUUUAUACUACGUGUGUUAAUUUAAUCAGGAGUGACAGAGUGUGCUCUGGGUGUUCUUAAACUCAGAGCUUUGUCAGAUUGUCUGUUCGUAAAUUCAGAAUGUUUCGCUCUCGGAGCGUUUAGAGCACACGCUGGACGCUCUGGCCAAGGAGUAGGGUUGAUCCGAGCGUUCUGUCCUAACAACAGCACCCAAGCUAACUGGCUAAUGUUGGCUAGCUUGCGUGCUACUUCCAGACACAAAUGAGAGAAUAGCUCACUGACCAUUUUACCCACCCUAGCAGAGCUGGUGACUGCAACUGUGCUGCUGGCAACAAUUUAGUUAUGCUUUUUUGCCAACGUUUACUGACAACGGCCAUAUUCAACGGGUGUUGAGCGUACGUAAAUUCGUCAGUUAUUCUGUGCUCUGGCACACUCAGACGAGAGUGCUAUGAAAUCAGAGUAGAUAGCCAGAGCGAAUUUACCAGCUACGUAAAUCGACAGUUGUCGCAGUGACAUCAUGACCAUUCUAUUGAAAUGGUUACUUGCAUAGUGGAGUCUUUUGUUUAGACAUGUAGCUAGCUAGCUAAACAAUGAACCAUAAUCCCAACUCAUAACGUUACUACCCUGCAUGAAUCUGCAGGUAGCUAACCAACCAGGUUCAAUGUUAGCUAGCUAACAUUAGGCUAUAACUAGCAAUGCAAUUGGCUCUGAGAUAUGAAUAAUAUUACUACACAGAUCAUACACGUAAUGUUAGCUAGCGAACCAGCCAGCUAACGUUAGCUAGCUAGCUAACAGUACACUUUAACUUGAAAUGUAAAUGACUUUCUGACAAGAUUAGAAACUUGUAAUAUCUGAAAAUGUACCUAGCUAGACUCUUACCCGUGUACAUGGAUGGACACUUCUCCCUCUCUGUCACAGAUGCCAUGGUUGCCCCUUUUUUUUUUUUUUUUUUUUUUUUUACCCUUAGUUUGAAGAUGUAAUCCGGAGAGGUGUUUUAUACAACAUCCUUCUGUGUGUUCUCUUUUCGACUCCGUCUGUAUAUUUGCAAUCAAACGCCAGAAUUUUAUCCAUCUCAUUAGCUAUCAUACUCUAAUUCCACUGAUUUCAAAACUCGGUCCUCCAGAAAGUGGAGAGCAACACUUAUGCAGUUCUACUACGUGAUAUAUUUUUUUAAAAGCCGCGUUAGAAAGGAUUACCUACACAUACUGACCAGCUCAUGUUAUAGACAGAAACGUGCUACAUGGCAGACCAAUCUGAACUCCUCUCUCAGCAUGUCCAGCCCACUCAUUAUCUCAGCCAAUCAUGGCUAGCGGGAAGGUUGCUGUCUUUUUCUGUGGCUAAACCAACUAUGCUUGUAAUUUAACAAUUUUAUUCGUAUUUACAGAUGGCAUACACAUUUGUUAAUAAGGCACAUGAAAGUUCACAUGUUCCAGAAGGCAUUUCUGCCCAAUGUUUUUUUUAAAGUUUACGUUCAAAUGGCUCUCUUGUGAAGUAGUGACGUGCGACAUAUGCCUAUUUUCCUGAAACGAGUCACAUAUUCCUCAGUGUGGGGUUUAGAGGUCUCAAUGUAUGUUACUAAUUGCCGUUUGUCUUCCAGGUGAAUGGAGUGGACCUGGUUGGGUUGACCCAGGAGGAGGUGGUCUCUCUGCUGAGGGCCACGCCCAUGGGAGGGGCUGUGGGGCUGGUGGUGUUACGACAGGAGGAGGCCUUCCUGCCCAGAGAAGUGGUAUGUCUCUCUCUGCUUUCCUAUCACCGCAAACUGUACUUCCCUCCUUUCUAGGACCCUUAGAAAGUGGAGGCCCCAUUUGUCAUAUGUCCCAUACUCUCAGGAAAGUUUGUGUUUGUGUGUCUG